AACAAGGUGGAAGGGAAAGAGGUCGCAGCGUGAGUGUGUGUGAGAGAGAAAGAGGAAGAACGACGACUGUGUAGAGAUCGUUUAGCGAAAAAAUGGGGGGAGGAAUGGAGGCAAACAAGAACAAAUUCAUUGAAGAUUGGGGAACGGUGAGGGAGAAUCUGGAGCACAAUUUUCGAUGGACUCGUCGUAACCUAGCGCUCGUCGGAAUUUUUGGCAUCGCAGUUCCUUACUUGGUGUACAAGGGCACUGUUCGUGAAUUUCAUAUGCAAGAUGAAGACAAUAACAGACCAUACAGGAAGUUCCUUCCCUAAAUUGCAAUUCCAAUCAAUAAAAAAAAUCCAUGUUUUUUGAGCUUGGAUUACUCUUGUUUUUAUAUUUUGUCUAGACCCAAUUUGAAUAUUUCCAUUUCUGGGCUUUUGUGAAUUGUGAUUCUUGCUUUGUGAAACAUCAGUUGCUACUA
Molecule: messenger RNA, 460 nt
Organism: Lactuca sativa (garden lettuce)
Lineage: Eukaryota; Viridiplantae; Streptophyta; Magnoliopsida; Asterales; Asteraceae
Product: neuronal acetylcholine receptor subunit alpha-5
Cellular component (GO): respiratory chain complex I
Source: RefSeq, a predicted model, not a curated record